Pelmatolapia mariae (spotted tilapia) is the source of this 2602-nucleotide messenger RNA. RefSeq names its product hepatic sodium/bile acid cotransporter-like. Bases 164 to 1198 code for a protein of 344 amino acids. Gene Ontology annotation, biological process: bile acid and bile salt transport. The record is from RefSeq and is a predicted model, not a curated record. Gene Ontology annotation, molecular function: bile acid:sodium symporter activity. The transcript has 8 exons. NCBI's taxonomy places the organism in Eukaryota, Metazoa, Chordata, Actinopteri, Cichliformes, Cichlidae. Gene Ontology annotation, cellular component: membrane.
ACAGGAGUGUCAACACAAAAGAGUUGAUUUUAUGACAAAGAGACGAGAGACGAGGAAAGGAAGAAUCUGGCCCAGCAGGAUACAACAUUCUUUGAAUGAGUCUGCAAAAGCCAGCCUGCCCUAUCAUUUGGUUUUCCACUCACAUCUCUGAUUUGAAGGCACCAUGGACAUCACAGUGGAUAUUAUCUCCGAUCCAGAUCUGUGGCUCAACACAACAACCGCAAACAGCACCUCCAGUUACACGCCUACCAUGUCACCAGUAAUGGACAAAACCAUCAACAUAAUUAUGAUAAUUGUCUUAUUCGUGACCAUGGUUUCACUGGGAUGCACCAUGGAGGUGUCCAAGAUCAAGCAUCAUAUGAGGAAACCUAAGGGGGUGGCUAUCGCAGUCGUGGCCCAGUAUGGCAUAAUGCCUCUCACAGCUUUUUGCUUAGCUAAGCUGUUUAAGUUGGCUGAAAUAGCAGCUGUGGUGAUUUUGAUCUGUGGCUGCUGUCCCGGAGGAGCUCUCUCCAACAUCCUGGCUCUGGCUCUGCAGGGCGACAUGAACCUCAGCAUCGUGAUGACCUCUUGCUCGACGUUGCUGGCUCUCGGUAUGAUGCCUCUCCUGCUCUACCUCUACUGUCAGGGUUUCUCCGACCUGCAGAACGCUGUCCCUUAUGUUGAAAUUAUCAUAUCACUGGUCAUGAUCCUUGUGCCGUGCGGCAUCGGCAUCAUCAUCAAUACCUACAGGCCGCAGUACUCGAAGAUCAUCACAAAGGUAGGCCUAAUUAUAAUGAUGAUUUUUAUCGUGGUGAUCGUCACCUUAACCAACAUUGGAAUCGGAAGAGUCAUGCUGACUGUGCUGUCUCCUCCGCUCUUGGCCAUCGCUGCUCUCAUGCCUUUGAUAGGCUACUCCUUUGGAUAUGUCCUCUCUGCGAUCUUCAGACUCAGCCAGUCGGAGCGGAGGACCGUUUCUGUGGAAACAGGCUGUCAGAACAUCCAGCUGUGCAUCACCAUAUUGAAGAUAGCUUUCCCCCAGGAAGUGGUAGGCCCUCUGUUUCUGUUCCCAAUGAUCUACGGGUCUUUUCAGGUGACGGAGGCGUUGGUGCUCGUCGUGCUGUUUAGGUGCUACCAAAGGUUCACGAAAAAGGAGAAAGAGACUUACCAGCCUGCGGUCACUGAAGAGGAGCUGAAAGAGACGACUGAAGGGACUGUGUGACCUCAAUCACCACCCAUGUAUUGUUCCAUUAAUGUGAACUUUUACACCACAGAGGCUCCAGACGAAGUAAACAAAACUCCUACAGCUGACUAAACAAACAGAAAAAUGCGCAGCCGUAUAGCUGGUCUUGGUUCUUAUACUGUAUUGUGAUCUGAAACCUCUAAGUGCAUUAGAAACUUCAGUUUUUUAUUGGUUAAGUCUAUUGUCUUUCUACACCAUGCAAACAUCAUCAUAGUUUUGACUGAAAAUAAAAUCCUCAUGUACAAAAAUGUAUUUUUCCAAACUCAUUUAAAAACUACAUUUAAAAGUCUGCAAUCUACACACAAAUCCCAAAUAAAAGCGCAGCCACGCAAUGUAAUGCAAGGAGGAACAGCAUCUUUUAGUCAGUCGUAAAUAUGACCAUAAAAAGCAUGAACAUAUGUGAUUGCAACAUUAUAAUUGCAAACAUGUGCUGCUACUAGUCCAUUCAGAGCUUUUAUUGUCACCAAGAGGGCCGUCUUCGUAAGCUGGAAAACAAAAAACAACUUGGACUUCUUACAGUGGAAGAAUCUCUUUUUUUAGAUCCUUGGAAAAAGCUCAACAAGUUCAACAAGAAAUAAUCAGUUAUCAUCAGUAAACUAACACGUUUUUCCAUUGCACAAUGUGAUUGCAAUUUGAUGAUUGAUGAUUUUGCAGAGUGGUUUGUGAUGAAUAAUCUGCUGAAUGUAAAUAAGACCAGAGAGAUUGUGAUCAACUUCAGAAGGAAGAGGACAGCUACAGAGCCCAUCACUGUCCUGGGACAGGACGAUGCUGUGGUGUGACACAGGUAUCAUAGAGUACGUGUAUACUAAUGGGGUGAGCAAGGAAACUAAUUUCUUAAUUUAGAGGAGCUUAUUGGGUAAUAGUUGAGUAAAGGUCUCACUGAUGUUAAACAAGAGAGACCUGAGAGCUGCACCAUGAAGCAGGUUCAGGUUAAAAUCCCCAGUUAUCAGCUUGUUAUUACUUGUUAUCACUGGCUUCAUGCUUCACAUAAAACAGGGUGGCCUGUCGUUGGACUGUCAUGUCUGCAACUUAAAAGAGACGUGACAGGUGAUAGAAGAAUAUGAGAGACAUCAAGACAGCAAAACUGAAUGCAGGACUGCUUUUUCUGGGCUGCUGGUGGGGAGGUGAUUCAAGGUGAAAUCAUUUUCUACAUUGAAUAUUCACUAUAAUACCUCAAGUGUCUGAGUUUUAUUAACUGUAAUACCAGCAACGUACAAAAUAUUUGUCAGAAAUCUUUGGCAAAUUAAAAAAAAAAAAUAAUGUGGAGGACAAGAGAAAACUGCAGCGGGUGGUGAGGGCGGCAGAGUGGGCAACUGCCACUUCACUAACCCCCCCCCUCAGAGAUGUUUAUACUGGCAGACUUCAGCGGAAAGCCAGUAUCAU